AUGCCCGAGUUUGAUCAAGAGCAGGGAUACCGUGAUGGAGAGGAAGAAAAGUAUUGCAAACUUUUCAUUGGUGGCUUGAAUUACACAACCACUGAAGAAGGACUCCGGGGUCAUUUUGAGCAAUGGGGUGAAAUAGUGGACUGUGUAGUUAUGAGAGAUCCAGUCACUAAAAGAUCUAGAGGUUUUGGCUUUGUCACUUACAAAACAGAGGAGAUGUUGGAUGAUGCUCAGAAAAACCGUCCUCACAAACUGGAUGGCAGAGAGGUGGAUACAAAGAGAGCUAUUCCUAGAAAUGAAUCUGAUGAAACUCAAGCAACUGUGAAAAAAAUGUUUGUUGGUGGUUUAAAAGAUGGAACCACUGAGGAGGAAAUCAAAACCAAAUUUGAAACAUUUGGUACCAUUGAUAAAGUUGAAAUGAUUAAAGAUAAAAACACAGGCAAACAGAGAGGUUUCUGUUUUGUCACUUAUGAUGACUAUGAUGCUGUUGACAAAUGUGUGUUAAGGAGAAGAAUUCAACUGAAAGGGAAAUAUGUUGAAGUAAAGAAAGCUGUGUCAAAGAAUGAAAUAGAGAGAGCAGGACGAGGUGGCAUGAGCAGAGGUGAUUUUGGUCGCUCUCGGAAUAAUUUUGAUGACUUUGGAGGUGGUGGAAACUGGAACAUGGGAGGUGGUGGCAGCUGGGGAAAUUCAGGUUAUGGUGGCAACCAAGGUGGUAAUUGGAACCAAGGUAACCAAGGAGGCUGGAAUCAGGGCUAUGGUGGUGGUGGCAGUGGAGGUUAUGGAGGUGGUAACUUCAACCAGAGAGGCAAUUUUAGUGGUUACAACCAGGGCAACAACUUUGGAGGUGGUGGUGAUUAUGGUGGCAAUGAAAAUGCCCCUGCUGGGGAGACCACAGCUGACUCCCCACAUCAUGACAAGCUUUCGCCAACAGAAUAUGCAUACGAUGGCAACUGGGGAAAUCAGAACUUUGGUUCAGGAUAUGGUGGCAGUGGUGGUGGUGGUGGUAACCUUGGUGCAAUGAGGGGUGGAAAUUAUGCUCAACGGUCAGGUGGACCUUAUGGAGGUGGUUAUGGAAUGGGCGGUAACUGCCUGUUCAACAUUAUUGUCUUGGGCCUGGUUUGCUGUGGAGCCAAUUCAAAGUGA
Messenger RNA from Acanthosepion pharaonis, 1140 nucleotides. Lineage: Eukaryota; Metazoa; Mollusca; Cephalopoda; Sepiida; Sepiidae. The record is from the annotation of a GenBank genome assembly.